AUGAGUCAGGAUGAGUUACAAACGUUUGGUUUGUUGGAGAUUGAGAAACUAUUGCAGAGUAAUGGAAAAUCAUUGAGAAAUUAUGCUGGCAUGCCAGUUCCUAAUAAAUCUUUAUAUGAUACUGUUUCUUUGACUCAUGAGCACGAUGCAAAUGUCUCCAAGUUAAAUGAAGAACAGAGGGUGGUCUACGAUAAAAUUAUUGAUUGUGUUUCGAAUAAGAGGCACGGAUUCUUUUUUGUGUAUGGGUUUGGUGGCACUGGAAAAACUUUUUUAUACAGAGUUUUGUCAGCUAAAUUGCGAUCUGAGAAAAAUAUUGUUAUAAAUGUUGCUUCUAGUGGUAUUGCUUCUCUGUUGUUACCGGGUGGUAAGACGGCACAUUCUAUGUUCAAUAUUCCCGUUGAGAUUACUGAAGAUACUGUUUGCCGGAUUAAGAAGGAUAGCCCAAAGGCUGAGGUAUUUCGAAUUGCCGAUUUGAUUAUUUGGGAUGAGGCACCCAUGACUAACAAAUUAGCAUUUGAAGCGCUCGAUAGGACGUUGUGGGAUAUAAUGGUUUCGGUCUCUGAUAGAAAUAAAGAUUUACCUUUUGGUGGGAAGGUAGUCGUUCUUGGUGGUGAUUUCAGGCAGGUCUUGCCAAUUAUUCCAAAAGGUUCUUGUGCUGAGAUUGUGAUAGCGUCCAUAAAUUCUUCUGUCCUUUGGAAAUACUGUGAAGUUUUGCGAUUGACAAAAAAUAUGAGGUUAGCAAUCGGAUCGGAACAAUCAACUGCUCAGGAGUUAAGGUUGUUUUCAGAUUGGAUACUUCAAAUCGGGGAAGGUCAUUGUGGAACAGUGGUCAACGAGAAACUUUUUGUUGAUAUUCCUUCUGAUCUAAUCAUUCCUGUCUUGGAAAAUCCAGUGGAAGAUAUUGUAAAUACAAUAUACCCGAAUUUGGUUCAGAAUUUUCGUGAUCCAAGUUUCUUCCAAGAUAGGGCAAUACUCGCUUCGACUGUCGACAAUGUUGAAGAGAUAAACAAUUAUAUAGUUGAUUUGUUGCCCGGUGAGGAGAAAAAUUAUCUCAGUGCUGAUUCGAUAUGUGGUAGUGAUGCCUAUUCUGAUGUUGAUGUUGAUUGGAUAACUGUUGAAUUCUUGAAUCAGAUUAGGUGUUCUGGUCCACCUAAUCAUUUGUUAAAGUUGAAAAUAGGUGUUCCUAUUAUUUUGUUGAGGAAUAUUGAUCCGGCUGGUGGUUUGUGUAAUGGGACUCGACUUGUCGUGCGAGAUCUAGGGACAAAUAUCAUUGGUGCAGAUAUUGUUUCUGGUAGCAAUGUUGGGGACAAAGUUUUUAUCACCAGAAUGAGUAUGAUUCCUAGUGAUACGGUUAUACCGUUUAAAUUCCAACGCCGUCAAUUUCCGGUUUCUCUGUCCUUUGCGAUGACAAUCAACAAGAGCCAGGGUCAGACAUUAUCAAUGGUCGGUUUGUUCUUGCAUCGUCCUGUGUUUUCUCAUGGUCAACUUUAUGUAGCUCUUUCUCGGGUUCGGAAUAGAAAUGGUCUUAAGAUUUUACUUUGUGAUGAAGGAUUAGAUGAUGCUGGUAGGACUGAAAACGUUGUAUUUAAGGAAGUUUUUGAUAAGGUCAAAUUCUAA
This is a messenger RNA of Arachis duranensis, 1617 nucleotides long. RefSeq lists its product as uncharacterized. Gene Ontology annotation, molecular function: DNA helicase activity. The record is from RefSeq and is a predicted model, not a curated record. Gene Ontology annotation, biological process: telomere maintenance; DNA repair. The transcript is spliced from 3 exons. Bases 1 to 1617 code for a protein of 538 amino acids. NCBI's taxonomy places the organism in Eukaryota, Viridiplantae, Streptophyta, Magnoliopsida, Fabales, Fabaceae.